Messenger RNA from Trematomus bernacchii (emerald rockcod), 4429 nucleotides. Its product is annotated as regulator of G-protein signaling 22. Lineage: Eukaryota; Metazoa; Chordata; Actinopteri; Perciformes; Nototheniidae. Gene Ontology annotation, biological process: regulation of signal transduction. Gene Ontology annotation, molecular function: G-protein alpha-subunit binding. The transcript is spliced from 26 exons. Bases 1 to 4260 code for a protein of 1419 amino acids. The record is from RefSeq and is a predicted model, not a curated record.
AUGGUGGAGAUGAGGCUUGGCAACAAAGAGCCAGAGAACUCUCUGGCCUCUGAUGAAGUAUUGGCUCACUUCUUCAAUGAUUUCUUAAGUCUGCCGUCCUUCCCAGAGGCCUUACAGUACGACCCUCACACGGGGCAGUUUGAGCUGGUGGACGGGGCGGCUGAGUUUGUCUCCAGAAGGAUCCGAUCUGUCCUGCACCGCAGCAAUUCAAAGCUCCUCACCGGAGACCCCACAGCGCCGGCCAGAACCCCUCCAGUGGACAACCGCUACACUGUCCGUUGCCUGGACCGAGAGCAAGGAAUCCAGUGGAUCAUCAAAGAAAGAUUACCUUUUUUUCUUCUCAGUGAUUGCUACAAUUUGAAAGAAGAUUUGCUUCAGUCUUUGAUUUGCAAGGUGUACGAUGCACUUUGCAAAGUGUACGAUGCACUUUGCAAGGUGUACGAUGCACUUUGCAAGGUGUACGAUGCACUUUGCAAGGUGUACGAUCAUGCACUUUGCAAGGCUGCACCUGCUUUUCAGGAGACCAGGCCUCGCAAUUAUGUUCUUUCUGCCAGUGCAUCAGCGGGCCAGCUUACAGCGAAACUAAAACAGGUACAAGGGGACUUGUUCGACAUGGAAGAGUCGUCGCCCGGACCAAGUUCAUCCCCGAGUUUGGAGCAUUCCACGGAUUUGCCAGAGUCGAGUAGAUCCAACGGAACUCUGCCAACUGCUGCGGUUGUGAGUCAUCGCAGGGAUCUGCUCCAGGCACGGCUGGACGGCCACAGAAGUGACCGCAUGAAGAGGAAGCUUCCAGCUGAACAUGCGGUGCAGGAAGAGCUGCGAUUAAAAAGCCGGAUGUUGGACUUAAUGGAGGAAGCAACCAGCCGCAGCGCAGCCAGCAUGGAUCGUAUGAACAACACCAUGGACAACAUUAAUGUGACUGUACAGAAUGGCCUUUCCCUGAUGAGCCAGUUCAUGCAAGUUCAUACUAACAACAGUGGAUAUGGACACUUCCAGGUGUACGAUGCACUUUGCAAGGUGUACGACAAUGCACUUUGCAAGGUGUACAAUGCACUUUGCAAGGUGUACGAUGCACUUUGCAAGUACGAUGCACUUUGCAGUUGCAAGUACGAUGCACUUUGCAAGGUGUACGAUGCACUUUGCAAGGUGUACGAUGCACUUUGCAAGGUGUACGAUGCACUUUGCAAGGUGUACGAUGCACUUUGCAAGGUGUACGAUGCACUUUGCAAGGUGUACGAUGCACUUUGCAAGGUGUACGACAAUGCACUUUGCAAGGUGUACAAUGCACUUUGCAAGGUGUACGAUGCACUUUGCAAGUACGAUGCACUUUGCAGUUGCAAGUACGAUGCACUUUGCAAGGUGUACGAUGCACUUUGCAAGGUGUACGAUGCACUUUGCAAAGUGUACGAUGCACUUUGCAAGGUAUACGAUGCACUUUGCAAGGUGUACGAUGCACUUUGCAAGGUGUACGAUGCACUUUGCAAGGGCACACAAACGGAGCUGAGCCUGCACACUAGAGAGGAGACACUUCUGAAAGAGCCUUCUGAAGUGCAGCUGGAGGAAGUGGCUAAACAGGUGCUGAACAAUGCACUGAGCCAGGCAGACACUUCUGAUUGUUGGAGCACGUCAGGAGAGCAGACACAUCGUAACAGCACACACAGAUCCUGUGAACGUAGAGCUUGCAUUCAGCAUUUGGCUGAUGGGGGCACAGACAGGUUGGGGGGGGGGGAAGAGAAACUUCAAGAAGGCAAAAAGAAGAGCGGAGGGGAAGAAAAGACAAAGUGGCCUAAGAAGAAUAGAGAGGUAGGGAGAAGAGACAGAGACCAGGAAAAUAUCCAUGGUAAUUGUUGCCAGGGUACCUGUUGCCGUGGCAACAGACAAGGCGUUGAUGAGUUAAAGGAGUUUUUGCGAGGAACGUCAGGAGAGAAGCUGCUUAAUCUCUGGAUGGAUAUAGAGAGACUGAAAGCUCCCCAGAACAGAGAGCGGAAGAACAGGUAUUUGGUCCUCAUGAGAAGCAGGUACCUGGUGAGCAGCAGCCUCUCUGUGGAGCUGCUCUCCAGGCUGGGACUCACCACCUCCCCCUGCUGGACGGAGGACAGGCUGCACUCCGUCCAGCCCCCCCUCACAGAGGCUCUGCUCCACUACUGGGUCCCUCGGUUCUGGACGUCCCACUGUGCCCGGGCAGAGCAUGAAGACCCCCCUCCCCUGGAGCUGUGGACAGCCUGCAGUGUUAGCCCUCUGUCAGACACACAGCCCCAUCAUGGUUCCACCACCAUGACCCCCUCCCCCCAUUCCGUCCAUACUCAGUUAUAUUCUGGCAGAAGUCAGUUACUGGACAGCAGAAGAAUGGAAAAGAUGAUCCAGGCUUUAUGUGCUGACUCGUGUGCCGGCUUAUACUUCACACACUUCUGUGAACAAUCUGGAAACCAGCUGUGGGAGAAUGCAGUUUACUUUUGGACUGACCUGCAGCACUACCAUGAGCUGUUCUAUCAGGACGGACUGGACCAUUACAGAGUGCAGAGGGAAGCACAGCUCCUUUACUCCACCUAUCUCUUCAGCUCUGCCAGGAGGAGUAUUGGUGUAGAUGAGGAGAUCAGAACAGAGGUGUAUGACCAGCUCAUGCCUGCUUUUGAGGAAGUGUUUGACAGGGUUGAGGAACACACACUGAACAUCCUGCUGGAGCCAUGGAUGCUGCUGCUCAGCAGGGACAAAGAGUCUUUUCAGAAGGUCUUAAUGCAGGACGAGGUGCGUCGAGUGGACAGUCAGGAGUACAGGGACCUGCAGAGUCUGUACGAGGAGUCAGAGUUCCGCCUGAAACAGGUGGAGCAGUCCCAGUCCAUAUUAUUUCCUUCUCCUAUUGACCCUUCAACUCCCUUCACAAAGGGUUCCCAUGCGCCUAAUUCUUGGUCCCGAGUGUCUCCAAAUCUUAAAGGCUACCGUCUGGGUUCCUUACUCCGUCACCACCAUGAGAUAGGACACUUUAUGUCCUAUCUACAGAAUCACGAUGCUAGUAUCCAUCUGACAUGCUGGCUGGAUCUGGAGCAGUACAGAAGGACUGCUCAGAGAGACAUGGCUGUCAGACAGGAGAGGUCGUCUCAUAUUGCUACCAAAUACCUCAACAGGAAAUACUUCUUUGGCUCCGACAGCCCCGCCUCCUCAGAGCAACAGAAUGAUUUACUGCGUCAGGCAGGUGGACUGGAGCGUCUGAAGCUGGAAUGUCUCUCAGAUCCUGUGGUUGUGGAGAUCCAAGCCAUCAUCAGGAGUCACAUGGAGACAACCUGGCUGCCUCUGUUUCUGUGCACAGCAGAGUUCACAGAGCGACUGCAAAAGCAACCAGAGCCCCAAACAGAGGGCAGGCCCUCGCAGGCCGUCUACCGUGAGGCCAGGAGGAGGAACAAAGCCUGGGAGGCGGGGGGCUUGUGGAUGACUUCCUCCAAGGAGAUCCUGCUCUUUCGACAGACCCUCCUCCACCCCGACACCUGUAUGCAGUUCCAGCACUUUGUAUCUCUGAAGGGAGACUUCCUAGAAAAUGAUGUGCUCUUUUGGCUGGAGGUGCAGAGAUACAAGGACCUCUGUCACUCCCACAGUGACGAGGCCACCAUCCAGCAGAAGAUCUCCACCAUCAUAAACUGUUUCAUCAACUCAUCCAUGCCCCCCGCCCUGCAGAUAGACAUCCCUCCUGAGCAGGCCCAGCACAUUCUGGAGAAACGCCAGCAGCUGGGUCCUUACAUCUUCAGAGAGGCACAGAUGUCAGUAUUCAGUGCCCUGCUGAAGUUUUGGCCUGAGUUUCAAGAGCUAAGCAGCAGUGUCCAAGAAGAGCACCUUCUUCCUCUACUGCAGGAGAGACGAGUCCAACACAGCGCCAGAGUCAGGAGACAGAGGAGAAAAGAGGAGGAAGAGGAAGAGAGGAAGAGAUCUCAGGAAGAGUUGGAGAGACAAGAGUCCAGUUUUAGAAAGGAGGAAGAGACAGACGAUGAAGAUGAUAUAGAAGAAGGACAAGAGAGAAGAAAUGUAACAAAAGAGUGGAGGACACAGAGCAGGGUGCUGCUGACUCCCACACAGCCGUUGUCGUGGUCCUACUCCAAGUACAUGGCGGCUCUGAGGAGAGAGGAGGUGCUGCUGAGGAGACAGAGUCAGCUGGGAGCCUCAAUCCCUGCCUCAGGGUCGUCCUCCGCCUGCAGUGUCCGGUCAGCAGCCAGGACACGCCCCUCCAGAACAGACAGUACACAGUGUGACAGAUACAACAGUAAGUUGAAAUGAAGAGUGAAAUGACCAAUACAAGCCUCUGAAACACAACUGGCUCACGUGUUACUGCACAGGGUGUGAAGGCCUGCAACAUGAAAUGAAACCAAAGACUUGAUGGCGUAUUGCUCUGACACUGACGGAUGAGGGUGCUGUUAUAAGAGCAUGAGGAUUGAAAGCUGAGAGC